AGACCAUUUACUUGCUGCACCUCAAGCAUGCUAGUUACAGCUAGCUAACGGUUGACUGAUUUCUUUUUCUGCGUUUUUCUAUAUUUCAAGAUUCGAGAUGAGCACGGAUCAGGACGGGAGCUCUGAACGAACCGAGCUGGUGUCUGAGGACGGCAAGAACACCAAGUCUGUUCUGUGUCAGCGCUGCGGGUCCAAGGUGCUGUGUCCUGCCAUGGCUGUGCUUACAGACAAGGAGCUGUUCCUUCCAUCCAUGCGGAAAAAGAGCAGCCCCAGCGCCACUGAGGGCUCCGUCGACGGCGACACACUGACCUCCCACUGGUUAGUGGACGACAUGCUCACUUUCGAGAACGUGGGUUUCACAAACGAUGUGGGGAGGAUCAAGUACCUCAUCUGUGCAGAUUGUGAAAUUGGACCAAUCGGCUGGCACUGUUUGGAUGACAAAAAGAAAUUCUACGUGGCUUUGGAUAGAGUGAAUCAUGCAUAAUGUUGGUGCCUAUGUGAGCCCACUCGGACUUCAAAAAUGUUUUGGCAGGCUAUGCAUUGUUUUUAUGGAUUUC
Messenger RNA from Nematolebias whitei (Rio pearlfish), 557 nucleotides. RefSeq names its product RAB interacting factor (gene rabif). Gene Ontology annotation, molecular function: zinc ion binding; guanyl-nucleotide exchange factor activity. Gene Ontology annotation, cellular component: membrane; cytosol. The record is from RefSeq and is a predicted model, not a curated record. The coding region runs from base 98 to 484 and encodes 128 amino acids. The transcript is spliced from 3 exons. Lineage: Eukaryota; Metazoa; Chordata; Actinopteri; Cyprinodontiformes; Rivulidae. Gene Ontology annotation, biological process: post-Golgi vesicle-mediated transport; small GTPase-mediated signal transduction.